Molecule: messenger RNA, 840 nt
Organism: Mycena citricolor
Lineage: Eukaryota; Fungi; Basidiomycota; Agaricomycetes; Agaricales; Mycenaceae
Source: the annotation of a GenBank genome assembly
AUGACAUCCACCCACUCAUCCCACCCUGCCCCGCUCCCAUACACCCGACUCCCUGACUUGACAGGGUCCACUGUCGAGAACGGCAAGCUCAAGCUCGUCGAGCUUCUCGGCCCACGGCUCAUUUGCCAAGGUCUACAAGGCUCUGGACAACCAAUCGACUGCAUCAUCCGUGGCACCCAUCCACUACGCCGUCUCUGGCCUGCCGGCGUCGUGGCCUUGCACCGCGCCUUCGUCGAGGGCGAGCACGUCUUUGUCGUGAUGGAGCUCUGCGACACGGACCUGAACCGCUUCGUCAUCGAGCACAAGGACUGUGACGAGCAGUGCGACGUUGCGAAGCGGGUGUUCUUGGACGUGCUUGAUGCCGUCGAGACAUGCCACGCUGAGGGUGUGUUCCACCGGGACCUGAAGCCCGGGAACAUCCUGUGUGACGCCGACGGCAAGAACAUCCGAAUCGCCGAUUUGGUGUUGCGACUCGGUCUGAAGAGUCGAAACAGUUCGGCAAAACAUGGACAAGACUCGAGACACAUACUCCCCUCGCGGGACGGAUGCUGGUCUCUGGGUGUGAUCCUCAUCGCCCUCAUGACGAGCAGCCUUCUUUGGAAGGCACCCGUCGAGUCCGACGACACGUACUGCGCGUACCGCGCGGACCCCGCGCACUUCUUGCGGGGGACGCUCGACCUGAGUCCUCAUUCAGCUCGCUCGCGAACCGGAUCUUCGAUCCCAAUCCGGCGCGCCGGCCGAGCAUUCCAGAGCUGCGCACGGAGGUCGAGGCGAUGGACACAACCCACUGCACAAGCCGCAGAAGAGCAAGUGCCGGGCGACGCCGCCUCCGGUGGAUAG